This is a messenger RNA of Trichoderma reesei QM6a, 459 nucleotides long. RefSeq lists its product as uncharacterized. The record is from RefSeq and is a predicted model, not a curated record. Gene Ontology annotation, cellular component: mitochondrion. NCBI's taxonomy places the organism in Eukaryota, Fungi, Ascomycota, Sordariomycetes, Hypocreales, Hypocreaceae. Bases 1 to 459 code for a protein of 152 amino acids. The transcript has 2 exons.
AUGGCCGCAGAAACACCCGACGUCCCCCAACCGCGGCUCGGCGUCCCGUCGCGGAACCCGCUGCCCUUGUCGGCUUCGCAGGAGUCGCAGGUGCGAGACAUUUACUAUGCCCGGGUGCGGAAGCAUUGCGCCGAGGAGAUCAAAGCAUUUGCCAACUGCGCUCUCGGCCGAACAUUCAGCGUCACAUUCGCCUGCCGAGCCGAACACACCGCCAUGAACGCCUGCAUGAAGCGCCACGCCACACAAGAAGAACAGGACGCCGCGCGGGAGGAGUGGUUCGCGCUGCGGAUGGAGCGACAGCGGCAGCGCGAGAGGAAAGCCAAGAUGGCGGCGGCCCAGGAGGAGUUUAUGCGCGAGUGGUGGGGGCUGCCGGAGGAGGUCAGGCUUUCGAGGGGGAGAGAAAUGGCGAAGCGAGGGGAGAAGAUACCUCCCAUGAGACCGGAAGGCAGCGAGAAGUGA